Molecule: messenger RNA, 3092 nt
Organism: Epinephelus moara (kelp grouper)
Lineage: Eukaryota; Metazoa; Chordata; Actinopteri; Perciformes; Serranidae
Product: WD repeat-containing protein 62-like
Exons: 23
Coding region: 61-2796 (911 amino acids)
Molecular function (GO): protein binding
Source: RefSeq, a predicted model, not a curated record
UGUUGUUGUUGUUGCUGUCAGACGUCCUCGGCGAGCUGUCUGGCGGUCAGUGAAGACUUGAUGUUCUGUGGUUGUGCUGACGGAGCCGUCAGAGUGUUCAGUCCGUCUAAGAUGUUGUACAUCACCACGCUGUACUGCCCGCACCGCCUGGGCGUCGACCUCACCCAGAGUGUACAGCACAGUCCAGGCGCUCAGUACCCCAACACGCUGGCUCUGACCUUUGACCCUAUCGCCAGACACCUGACCUGUGUGUACAAUGACCACAGUUUGUACGUGUGGGACGUCGGAGACGUGAGGAACGCCGGGAAGCUGUACUCUGCUCUGUACCACAGCAGCUGUGUGUGGAGCAUCGAAGUGUAUCCCGAGCUGUCACAUGUCUCUCAGGCCUGUCUGCCUCCAUCCUCCUUCCUCACCUGUUCAUCUGAUAACACCAUCAGGAUGUGGAACACCGACCCCCCCACCGCACACAGGAACCUGUACAGCAAUGACCUGUUGAGGAUUCUGUAUGUGGAGGAGGACGCGCAGGCCGAGGGGGAGAGGGGGAAGGCAGCAGGGGCUGAUGGGAAGUCAGGGAUCAGAGUGCUGGGUGUCAGUCCUGAUGGACAACACCUGGCAGCUGGAGACCGCUGUGGAAACGUGCGGAUCUUUGGUUUGGAGUUUCUGGAUGAGCUGGUGAAGAUUGAGGCUCAUGACUCUGAGGUGUUGUGUCUUGAGUUCUCCCCGGCAUCCACAGGUGUGAAGCUGUUGGCAUCAGCCAGCAAGGAUCGACUAAUCCACGUCUUCAACCUGGAGAAGAACUACAGUCUGGAACAGACUCUGAACGACCACUCAGCCUCCAUCACUGCUGUCAAGUUCACUGGUGAGAGUCCAGAGGUCCGAAUGGUGAGCUGUGGAGCCGACAAAAGCAUCUACUUCCAGACAGCUGAGCAGACGGCGGAGGGUCUGGAGUUCUCCAGGAGUCACCACGUGGUGGAGAAGACGAUGCUGUACGACAUGGACCUGGACUCAUCAAGGACGCACGUCGCCAUCGCCUGUCAGGACCGAAAUGUCAGGGUUUACAGCGUGGAAAUGGGGAAACUGAAGAAGUGUUUGAAAGGCUCGUCCAUUGACAAAGGAGCUCUGCUGAAGCUUCAGAUGGAUCCGUCGGGGUCGUUCUUCGCCACGAGCUGCUCUGAUAAAAGCAUCACCAUCUUUGACUACGAGUCAGGAGAGUGUGUCUCCACACUGUCUGGACACUCUGAGAUCGUCACCUGUAUGAGGUUCACUCAGGACUGCAGACACCUCAUCACUGUGUCCGGAGACAGUUGUGUGUUUGUGUGGAGGUUGGACUCUCAGAUGACCAGCACCAUGAGGAAGAGGCGGGGCCUCAGACUGACCACCGCACCUGAAACCUGCAGCCUCAGACCGCAGAACAUCAGGAGGGAGACCUUCAUCACUGGACCUUUGUCUCAGCUGCCUGAGGAGGAGGAGGAGGGGGCCCAGGGGAGUCCAGACAGACUGGACUCUGCUCUAUGUGAGGAGGAGGAGGAGGAGGGGGCCCAGGGGAGUCCAGACAGACUGGACUCUGCUCUAUGUGAGGAGGAGGAGGGGGCCCAGGGGAGUCCAGACAGACUGGACUCUGCUCUAUAUGCUCCGCCUCUUCAGAGCAACGGGAAACUUCCCAUGUGGUUCAGAAAGCUGCAGGGUCAGGGCGGAGCCUCUUCUGCCAUCCAAUCAGGAACUGAGCCUCGCCAGGUGCGGAGUCGGUGGGCGGAGCACCCAAGCCCCCUGAUCAUCUGCUCCAACUUCUCCCCAAGUCCCACCAAGAGUCAGGAGGAAGAGGAGGAGGAGGAGCAGAGGGAGGAGGAGGAAGACUUCCACCCUCAGAGGCUGGAGAAUCUGCUGGGAGAGGAGGAGCAGGUGCUGCAGAAUCCAGGUGAGAACAGGAGCAGCUACAUCAUCUACCCCAGCACCACCGACACCACUGACACCAACAGCACCACCGACACCUCGGCUGACAGGGAGUUUGAUGUGGAGCUCGUGGCCGAGCGCUCUCUGACCCAGCUGGAGGUCAAAGGUCAGAGGGUGGAGCCAGUGUGGAGCACUCAGCUGUGUCCAGACUCCGCCUGCUCUGAAGACUCAGCAGGAAGUCUGGAGCAGCAGCACGACACCGACACAGACUCUCUGAGUCAGGCCAGCUCUGUGGGCAGUUUGGGUCUGGAGGACGACGAGGACAGAAACUCUGUGAAGAACCACUUUGACACUCUGGCGUCCAGUCUGACUGACGAGAAGUUCGACGCCGACCUGAGGACGCUGCAGCCGUCAGAGGACAAACACUACCUGAACCCUCGACUCAGCAUCUCCACCCGCUUCCUGUCUCGCUUCCAGGACAGAAUCAGGCCAGUCUACCCACAAUCCUCAGGGACUCUGACAGACAGGGCGUGGCCCAGCCAGGCUCUGCCUCCUGUGUCAAUCCCAGCGAGCAUCUCAGAGGAGAGUAACGUCAGCAGCACGUCGGUGAGCUCUGAGUUGAGUUGUGACGUCACCUCGUCCCAGGAUGAAAACAGCAGUGGUGGUUCAGGUGAUGGGAAAGAGACGCUCAGUCUGCAGCAGUGUCAGCAGGUCGCCAACGAGCUGAGAGAGGCGGCGAGACGAGCCGUAGACCUCUACCAACAGCUCAGCGUGUCGGCCGGUGCUUCGGAGCAGCAUCUUCAGAUGUCGUCCAUCCUGCAGGGAGCGUUUGAUGUUGUUCACUCCGAGCUGCAGGCGGUGCUGCCGGGAGGAGACGGGUGGGGCAGCAGCGCCCCCUCUGGUUGACUGGAGGACGAGGUGUCUGCUGACGGAAUCACUGAUCUGCCGGUCCAGUUUACCUAGAACAAACUGAACCGGAUCUGAACCAGGACCAGUCACGUCGCUGCUGUCGGUACGGAGGCUGAAAGGGGACAAAUUUCACUUCACCAUCAGCCCCAGUGACUUUAUCAACAUCAGUAUUAAAUUUAAUGCACCUUAUGUUUGUUUAUGUGGCAGCAAAAUGUGUUUUUGACCACGAUCACUGUUUGUACAUAAAGUGUAAUUUUAUGUUUCUAUAUAAUAAAUGUUUGUGUUUUACAGAG